CACUCGCUCUCCAAGCAACUCAGUGUUAACACACCAGACAAACCAGUCUAACGAAAAACCAAAAUCCUCAAUCAACAUGAAGUGCUUCGUAGCUAUCGCCGUCCUCGCCAUCGUCGCCGUGGCUCUCGCCGACUCGAAACCCGUCGAGGCCGAAGCGAUUGAGCCCGUGAAGGUUGAAGCCGCAGUAGCGCCGGAAGCUGCCCGCGACAAGAGAGGACUUCUCCUCGGUGCUUACACAGCACCUGUGGCUUACAGCGCUUACACCGCACCGCUCGCGUACUCCGCUGCUUACAGUUACCCGUACGCUUACUCCGCGUACUCGGCAUACCCUUACUACGCAGCGGGUUACAACUCCGCCUACUAUCUCGCUUGAGUCUACUAGAACCUGGACCGGAGGACAGUUUUCACCUUAAAACGACCUGAGAAAUACUCAAGGACCCUGCCUCGAAGACCUGCACAAUUUUCGUUAUCUCAAUGUGUAAUGAUGAAAGAAAAUUUACGAAAUACGCUCUCGGACUGCGACGCCGACUCGACGAAAACGAAAGAGCACUCAAAAAAAGACCCACGCGUUAACAGUUCAAAUCCGAUGGAAACUAUUGCAAAAAACAGGCGAACAAAAAUCGGACACGAUUCGACAGAUUGUACAGUUACGAUAGAUUAUUCAUGCUGAGAAUAUAUCAAUAACUUGUAUCAUUGUGUAUAAUAAAGAAGCAUUCUUAUUAUCCUCAAAA
This is a messenger RNA of Venturia canescens, 731 nucleotides long. RefSeq names its product pupal cuticle protein C1B-like. Bases 77 to 373 code for a protein of 98 amino acids. NCBI's taxonomy places the organism in Eukaryota, Metazoa, Arthropoda, Insecta, Hymenoptera, Ichneumonidae. The transcript has 2 exons. The record is from RefSeq and is a predicted model, not a curated record.